Messenger RNA from Cynara cardunculus var. scolymus (artichoke), 1050 nucleotides. RefSeq names its product uracil phosphoribosyltransferase. The transcript has 12 exons. Bases 13 to 849 code for a protein of 278 amino acids. Lineage: Eukaryota; Viridiplantae; Streptophyta; Magnoliopsida; Asterales; Asteraceae. Gene Ontology annotation, molecular function: uracil phosphoribosyltransferase activity. Gene Ontology annotation, biological process: uracil salvage. The record is from RefSeq and is a predicted model, not a curated record.
UCUCACACUCCCAUGAUGGCUUCGUCCUCCAUUUCUUCUGCUUUUCUUAUUCCCUCAUUUUCAUCGCCGGCACCUCCUUUUCUCCCCAACCCACUCCAUUUUUUCUCACUUUCCCUUUCCAACAACUUUUCAUGCUCUACUAGACGUACCAGCUUCAUGCCAUUGAAGGCGCAAGCUACAGCUGAAAAGAAACCUCUCUUGGAUAGUAGAAUGCUGGUAUUUGUGCCUCCUCAUCCUUUGAUCAAACAUUGGGUUUCUGUGCUUAGAAACGAGCAAACACCAUGCCCAAUCUUUAAAAAUGCCAUGGCUGAAUUGGGAAGGCUGCUUAUAUAUGAAGCAUCCAGGGAUUGGCUGCCUACCAUUUCAGGGGAGAUUCAGUCACCACUCGGGGUUGCUUCAGUAGAAUUUAUUGAUCCGCGAGAACCUGUAGCGGUUGUUCCCAUUUUAAGAGCGGGUCUUGCUCUUGCAGAGCAUGCGUCAUCCAUCUUACCGGCAACCAAGAUAUACCACCUAGGGGUUAGCAGAGACGAGGAGACGCUUCAACCAACAGUCUAUUUGAACAAGUUACCGGAAAAAUUUCCUGAAGGAACUCGAGUGUUGGUUGUCGAUCCUAUGCUAGCAACAGGCGGAACGAUAGUUGCAGCCAUCGACCUGGUUAAGGAGCGCGGAGUUGACAACCAACAUAUCAAAGUGGUAUGUGCAGUGACUUGCCCUUCAGCCCUCCAAAAGCUGAGUGAGAAGUAUCCUGGGCUUCAUGUAUAUGCUGGAAUCAUCGAUCCAACUAUUACCGACAAAGGGAUGAUUAUCCCGGGGCUUGGUGAUGCAGGAGACCGAAGUUAUGGUACAUAAAACCCAACCGAAGGAAGGAUUUGUGGUAUACGUAAUGUAACUCUCGUUUGCAGUUUGAAGGUUUUCUACACAAAUUUUGCUCAAAGAGUUGGAGGAUAUAUUGGGUUUGUUUGGUUUAUCUGAUUGUGAAUUAUCGUGAUCUGCGUUCUGAACCUUGGUUAUGUGUUUGUUGGUUAAGAAGAGUUGAUUCCGUGUGGACCU